Thyridium curvatum is the source of this 1086-nucleotide messenger RNA. RefSeq lists its product as uncharacterized. The transcript is spliced from 2 exons. Gene Ontology annotation, biological process: response to reactive oxygen species; cellular response to oxidative stress; hydrogen peroxide catabolic process. Gene Ontology annotation, molecular function: heme binding; peroxidase activity. The coding region runs from base 1 to 1086 and encodes 361 amino acids. Lineage: Eukaryota; Fungi; Ascomycota; Sordariomycetes; Thyridiales; Thyridiaceae. The record is from RefSeq and is a predicted model, not a curated record.
AUGCGCUUUUUCAUUACAGUCCUGGUAUUGGGGGCUACCGAUCUCGUCAAUGGCCAUCCCGACUUGGCCAAGAAGCUCGCCGAAGCAGCCCGUGCCCAGGACAAACUGGCAACUCGCUCAACAGCUCUUCUCGGUGACUUGCUCCACACCGUCGAGAGCGCCCUCACGGUCACCGGGUUUGAAAUCAAAUCCAUCCUCAAUGGGACCCGCUCCGCCUUUGCUGAUGCUGCCACAUAUGAUCCCCCACCCAAAGACUCGGAUGAUUGUAGGAGGGACACCUGCUGCAUCUGGCAGUAUAUCGCGAACGACAUGGUUGACGCGUUCUACGAGGGCGAGGAAUGUUCCGCGCUGGCCAGGGGAGCUAUCCGGCUCGGCUUUCAUGACGCCGGUGCAUGGAGCUCGGACUUGUCGUUUGGCGGUGCCGACGGCUCCAUCUUGCUGUCGAACGAGAUGCUGCGGUCGGAGAAUGCGGGGCUGGAGGGCAUUGCUUCUCAGAUGUUUCAAUGGAAGGAGGAGUACGAGGCGUACAAUGUCAGCAUGGCGGACAUGAUUCAGUUUGGAGCCAUGGUAGCUACCACUGCCUGCCCGGGGGGGCCCCGGAUCCGGUUCUUCGUUGGCCGCGAGGACAGCACGCGCGCAGCACCCACGGGUCUUAUGCCCAGUCCCUUCCAGACCGCGGAGGCAUUGAUCGAUCUCUUCCAGGCCAAGACGUUCACCGGCGCAGACCUCAUUGCCUUGGUGGGCGCUCAUUCAGUCAGUCAGCAGUUCUUUGUUGACCAAAAGCAGGCCGGCGCCUCGCAGGACACCACAGCAGGAAUUUGGGACAACAACUUCUACACCGAAACGGUUGAUCCCGAAACUCCCAGUGGGGUGUUCAAGUUCCCAAGUGACUUGAACCUUGCCAGCAGCCCUGAGACGUCGAGCACUUGGAACCAGUUUACUGGCCCAGCCGGACAGGAUAACUGGUCCAGGGCAUAUGCUCCGGCUUACUUCCGCAUGAGUCUUCUCGGUGUCAACAACAUAAAUGCCCUCACAGACUGUACAAAGACCCUACCCCCAACGAGGGCCAUACCCCGGCGCAGGUGA